This is a messenger RNA of Aspergillus tanneri, 369 nucleotides long. RefSeq lists its product as uncharacterized. The coding region runs from base 1 to 369 and encodes 122 amino acids. The transcript has 2 exons. Lineage: Eukaryota; Fungi; Ascomycota; Eurotiomycetes; Eurotiales; Aspergillaceae. The record is from RefSeq and is a predicted model, not a curated record.
AUGUUCUCUAUCUUGCACGAGAGUGAGGUGUGUUCUAGACGGAGGGAUGCACUACCUAUGCAGCAGCUACACAAACCUGCCGAGAUCCAAAAGAGUACCUGGGACAAACAAUUACUUGAAGCAAGUGCCCAAACCAUAGAGAUGAAGGUUUGCGGAACGACGUUUGAAUUGGUUAUUGCGACCGCUCUCCAACUGCUACCAGGGAGUCAGUCAGUCAUGUAUGGCAUGAGCCGAGCCUACCUGUCGAUGCCAACAUUGCGUGACAAUGAAAGAAGACAUAAAGUAGUUGGACACCGAGCGGCGCAAGACACCGAGCGGCGCGCCGCUCACCGCUCCGGCUCUCCCUCACCUCCAUCUUACUUUAGAUAA